AUGUGUAUAAGUGCAAGUUUAGUUACACUCUCGGUAGUGACGUCACUAGUAGCUCUAAUUACACAAUUACAAUUAGUACAAUCUUGCCCUUCAUCAGAAUGGGCAUCCCUAAUGGCCAUCAAGGCCUCCCUCUACGAACCAAACUUCGGAAUCUUCCACACGUGGCGCGGCACCAACUGCUGCUACAAAUGGUACGGCAUUGCAUGCGACCCGACCACCCGACGUGUAGCCCAAAUCAACCUCAACGGCCUAACCGUCCCCGACAAUCGCCGUCGCCUCAACCGUCACGCCACCACCGGCUACAUGACCGGCCACAUUUCCCCUUCCAUAUGCAACCUCACACAACUCUCAUCCAUCACAAUCUCUGAUUGGAAGGGCAUUUCGGGAAUUAUCCCUUCUUGUAUUCAAACUCUUUCCUUACUUCAAAUAUUAGACCUCUCUAAUAACAGCAUUACUGGAGAGGUCCCUAAAAGCAUAGGAAGCCUCACACAACUUACAAUGCUCAAUCUCGCAGACAAUCGCAUCUCGGGAACCAUUCCAACGACUCUAACUAACCUCAGGAACCUCGUACACCUCGAUCUCCGUAACAACCUCAUGAGAGGUCACAUUCCAACGGACUUCGGCCGGCUCAACAACCUGAACCGGGCUUUCUUGAGCCAUAACCUUUUAACCGGUCCGAUCCCCGAAACGAUUUCCAGGAUUUAUGGUCUGGCCGUUCUGGACCUCUCAAUGAACCGGUUGUCGGGUAAGGUUCACGAGCCACUGGGCCGGAUGCCGGUUCUUGACUCGCUAAAACUGAAGUAUAACAGAUUAACGGGUGAGAUUCCUUCCACGGUUUUGGGUUCGAGGAUGACUCAUUUGGAUCUGAGAGGGAACAUGCUGAGUGGGGAAAUUGCUGACGUGUUCGGAGAGCGUUCGUAUUUCAUAAACCUGGAUCUGUCUUUUAACAACUUGAGUGGUUCGGUUCCAAAGUCGUUGAGUUCUGCUAAUUACAUUGGUCACAUGGAUUUGAGUCAUAACCAUUUGUGUGGGAGGAUUCCUAGUGGUGAACCGUUUGAUCGUCUGAGAACGACGUCGUUUGAGCAUAAUAAGUGCCUAUGUGGCAUGCCUCUUAAGCCGUGCACUCAAGAAACAGUUUGA
Molecule: messenger RNA, 1140 nt
Organism: Arachis stenosperma
Lineage: Eukaryota; Viridiplantae; Streptophyta; Magnoliopsida; Fabales; Fabaceae
Product: DNA damage-repair/toleration protein DRT100-like
Exons: 1
Coding region: 1-1140 (379 amino acids)
Molecular function (GO): protein binding
Source: RefSeq, a predicted model, not a curated record